This is a messenger RNA of Cladophialophora yegresii CBS 114405, 492 nucleotides long. RefSeq lists its product as uncharacterized. The transcript has a single exon. Bases 1 to 492 code for a protein of 163 amino acids. Gene Ontology annotation, biological process: mitochondrial respiratory chain complex IV assembly. NCBI's taxonomy places the organism in Eukaryota, Fungi, Ascomycota, Eurotiomycetes, Chaetothyriales, Herpotrichiellaceae. Gene Ontology annotation, cellular component: mitochondrial matrix. The record is from RefSeq and is a predicted model, not a curated record.
AUGCCACCGCAUCUCCAUCCCCGCUCGACAGCCACGUCCACCCUCUUCGCCGGCACGCUCCUCGCCUCCUUCAUCGUCGUCGGCAUCCCACAUGUCUUCCCGUGCCCGCGCCCGCGGACAGGCUACGCAGCCGACGCAGGCCGAGUAGAGUUCGACGAGGAUGGCAAGCCCAUUAGGAGAAAGACCAGCUCGAAAGCGCCUGACGCGUCGGGUUCCGGUGCGUCUGACGGUGAGCUAGAGGCUCGGAAAGCGACGCGGCAGCAGCAGCAACAACGAGCCCGAGUUCCGCAGAAAGCUCUGAGCCAGGCAAAAGACCUGGAGGAAGAAGCAGCCCUGUUUCGAGAGUUGGCUGCCGAGGCUGAGAUGCUGGAGAAACAGGCCAAGUUGGCGAGGGAGUGUCCGGUGCCGAAACCCAGGGGCUGGGUGGGACGUAUACUGGGCUUCGAAGAUCAGCGGGCAGCCGGGGUCAGCGGAGGAAGUGACAAAGGGUGA